UGGAGUUUAUGCGAACGUUUCAGCCUGUUAGUGUCUGUUUAGUUGUUGAUUUGUUAUAAAGUGUCGGCUAAUGAUAAUCCAGUUUCUUUAAUUUUCUUCUAAUCUGAGGGUUAAGUGACAAGAUUGUAUUCUUUGUUGAUUAUGCAGUGACAUUGAAGACAAAUAGGUAGAAUGCAGGAGAGUCAUAAAUCUUUCAUGAUUAAAGAUUUGCUGGGUGAUGUCUUAACAAAUUCUGCACAAGAUUUUGAUCUGGACUCAGAACCUUCUUCCAUUGACGAGCAGCAUACCACUAUCAAUCAUGAUAUUUUACCCGACGAUUCGAAUUACAUUCGAUUGCAGGAUCCGAAUGAUUCUUGUGAUCUGGUAAAAUCUCGAAAACCUCGUCGAAGAAGAACAGCAUUUACUCAUGCACAGUUAGCAUUUUUGGAAAGAAAAUUUCGGUGCCAAAAAUACUUAUCGGUAGCAGAUAGAAGUGACGUGGCUGAUGCCCUAAAUCUCAGCGAAACCCAGGUUAAAACUUGGUAUCAAAACAGACGAACCAAAUGGAAGAGACAAAAUCAACUGCGUCUUGAACAGUUGCGGCAUCAAGCCUCAGUCGAGAAAGAAAUGAUGAACGUAUCAAACUUACGGAAAUCUUCAGAUCAGCAAAUGUGCUGUCCUUCAAAUUUACCGGUUCGCUACGGUGCUCAAAGUCCCUGCACUUUCUUAAGUACCGCAGCAGCAGCUAUUUUUCAUAACGUAACUUACGUUCAUGGAUGCCAGUUGUAAUUAUUUGUUUUAUAGAAUGAAUUCAUUCCAAUUGUUGAGUUCAUGGUUGUUACACAUCAGUACGUUAAUCAAAUGAAACUGUGAAUGCACUUUGUAUUUUCAAAUGAACAAUUGUUGCAAUGCUAUGAUUGAUUUGAUGCUGUUCUUCUGUCGACCAAUUAGUUAAAACACAUGCAUUCUGCAUUGAAUACCACUAGUUCAAUCCAGUAAAAUAAUUGCAUUGUUCGAGCUAUUAACAUGCAAUAUGUAUUUAUUUUGGAGUGACCAUUUACGAUAUGGAUGCAAAACUUUCCAAAAGAACAAUUUUUUGUACAUUCUAUCAACUGAAUAAUCUAAAAAUCAACUUAGGUUUGAAUGCAAAAUAGCACUGAUUAUCUUUCAAUGUUCAAAUAGUGUUUCGCCUGUCAAAUGAUCCAACUAAUAAAACCGUAGUUAAUAUUUUACAAGAACAUACACAGGUUGCGCCACAGAAAAUGUUAAAGAUGACUUAUUUUGCAACACGCUGAAAAAUAGUAGAAUUUGUAGAAACAUUU
Dendroctonus ponderosae (mountain pine beetle) is the source of this 1301-nucleotide messenger RNA. Its product is annotated as homeobox protein ceh-30. The record is from RefSeq and is a predicted model, not a curated record. Gene Ontology annotation, biological process: regulation of DNA-templated transcription. Bases 172 to 768 code for a protein of 198 amino acids. Gene Ontology annotation, molecular function: DNA-binding transcription factor activity, RNA polymerase II-specific; DNA binding. The transcript is spliced from 4 exons. NCBI's taxonomy places the organism in Eukaryota, Metazoa, Arthropoda, Insecta, Coleoptera, Curculionidae.